Messenger RNA from Hansenula anomala, 1587 nucleotides. RefSeq names its product pseudouridine synthase PUS1 (gene PUS1). Gene Ontology annotation, molecular function: RNA binding; pseudouridine synthase activity. Gene Ontology annotation, cellular component: nucleus. Lineage: Eukaryota; Fungi; Ascomycota; Saccharomycetes; Phaffomycetales; Wickerhamomycetaceae. The record is from RefSeq and is a predicted model, not a curated record. Bases 1 to 1587 code for a protein of 528 amino acids. Gene Ontology annotation, biological process: tRNA pseudouridine synthesis; mRNA pseudouridine synthesis. The transcript has 2 exons.
AUGAGUGAAGAACCAAAAGCACCUGAAUCCAUUGCCAUCACCACACCACAAGAGGCUGUUGUUGAAGAUAAACCAGUCCAAAAAGAAGAACAAGUUGUAAAUAAAGAUGUGGAAGCUGAUGACCAACCUGGUGAAAAGACUUACAAACGAGGUCAGCGUGCUAAGUGGACUAAAGCCAGAAAAGCAGACACCGAUGGCCGUGAAUCCAAGAGACAGAAAAACAACAAAGAAGCACAAUGGCAACCAAGAGAACCAAGAGAAGCUUUAUUAGAUGAAAAUGGGAACCCAAUUCCAAGACAACCAAAGAAAAAAGUUGCUAUGAUGAUUGGUUAUUGUGGUACUGGAUAUCAUGGUAUGCAAGUUAAUCCUCCUCAUAAAACUAUUGAAGGUGACCUUUUCGAUGCUAUGAUCAAAGCUGGUGCAAUUUCUAAAUAUAAUACUGACGAUCCUAGAAAAGUUAGUUUCAUGAGAGCUGCAAGAACUGAUAAAGGUGUUCAUGCUGCUGGUAACUUGAUUAGUUUGAAAUUGAUCUUAGAAGAUGGAGAUAUCAUGAAGAAAAUCAAUGAUAACUUGCCAGAAACUAUUAGAGUUUGGGGGAUUGAAAGAACAAAUAAGAAUUUUGAUUGUAGAAAGAUGUGUGGUUCAAGAGUUUAUGAAUAUUUAAUCCCAACAUACUCAUUCAUCGGUCCAAAACCGGCCUCUGCUUUAGGAUUAAAGAUCAAGGAACAAUCUGAAUUACAUCCAGGUGUCACUAGAGAAGAUGAAGAAUCUGUUAAGUUUUGGGAAACUUUUGAAGCUAAAGUUAAAGAAGCUGGUUUCACUGAGGAAGAAGUUCAAAAAAUUAAAGAAUUCAAACCAGUUCCAAGAGAUGAAUUUGAUGAAAAUGAUCCAAUGAUUCAACUUAUAAGAAAAUAUAAAGCCGUGGAGAAUGAUUUAAAGAGAUCUUUUAGACUUUCUGAAUCUAAAUUGAACUUGAUGAGAGAUGCCAUGAAUGUUUAUCUUGGUUUCCAUAAUUUCCAUAAUUUCACAUUAGGAAAAGAGUUUAAAGAUGCCAGUGCUGGUAGAUUCAUGAAAAACAUCUCAGUUAGUGACCCAUUUGUCAUUGAUAGUACUGAAUGGUGUUCAAUCAAGAUUCAUGGUCAAUCUUUUAUGUUGCAUCAAAUUAGAAAAAUGAUUGCAAUGGCCACAUUAGUUGUUAGAACAGGCUGUCCAUUAGAUAGAAUCAAUGAAGCUUUCAAUGCCGAAAAAGUCAAUAUUCCAAAAGUUCCAGCUUUAGGUUUGUUAUUGGAACAACCAGUUUAUGAAGGUUACAAUAAAAGGCUACAAGAUUUUGGUUAUAAGGAAAUCAAUUUCCAAAACUACGCUGAAGAAAUGGAUGCAUUCAAAAAGAAGCAUAUCUAUGAUAAGAUCUAUGCAGAAGAAGUUAAAGAAAAUACUUUUAAUGCUUUUUUCAACUUUAUUGAUACAUUUAAUGGAGAUUCAAUUUUUGAUUUCUUGACUGCUAAAGGGAUUACUAAAUUGGAAAAAGACCAACUCAGUGAAGUUCAAAUUCCAAACCAAAAGGAAGAACCAUCUGUCGAAGAAUAG